Molecule: messenger RNA, 1530 nt
Organism: Gloeophyllum trabeum ATCC 11539
Lineage: Eukaryota; Fungi; Basidiomycota; Agaricomycetes; Gloeophyllales; Gloeophyllaceae
Product: Nucleotidyltransferase
Exons: 7
Coding region: 1-1455 (484 amino acids)
Biological process (GO): RNA 3'-end processing
Cellular component (GO): nucleolus; TRAMP complex
Molecular function (GO): poly(A) RNA polymerase activity; mRNA binding
Source: RefSeq, a predicted model, not a curated record
AUGGCUUCGACGUCGAUGCCCUUGCCGGAUUUCAUACCUCUGGAUGACGGUGUCUCUCAUCGUGCUCCUCCAAAGCACAAACUACCAGACAAGCCCGCCACGGAAACAGCUAGGAAGAAGAGACGGCGAACGUCGGCUGAACCGGGAUCCUUUGACGACCACUCUCACACGCCAUGGAUCGACGCUCUGGGAAUCACCGAAUACGAAAGCAAGGAACAGAGGUUACACGAUGAGAUUGUGGCAUUCGUGAAAUAUGUAGACCCAACACCCCAAGAAACCUCGGCUCGUAAACUGGUCAUUGGGCGAAUCUCCGAAAUCGUCAGGGAACGCUUUCGUAACAGCCGAGUCGAAGUCUUCGGUAGCAUCGCUCAGAAUCUUUGUCUUCCUGACAGCAUACCAGGCGAUAAGAAGGAAGCUAACCGGGCCCUCUUUCAGCUUCGAAAUCGCUUCAAGGAUGCUGGGAUAUCCGAAGAUGCUUUCGUAGUGUCGAGAGCACGGGUGCCCAUCAUCAAUAUGUCCACUACGCCGGCAUUUGGUAGGUCGUGCAAGAUAGAUUUAAGUGUCAAUAAUAAUACAGGCCUGCACGUAAUUGAGGUCCUCAAGGGAUAUCUCGAGAAGAUGCCCGCUCUUCGACCUUUGAUUCUUGUCUUGAAGGGAUUUUUGACACAGCGUAAGCUGAACUCAGCGGCGGACGCGGGGCUUGGGAGCUUCGCAUUAAUAAGCAUGAUCAUAAGUUUCCUGCAAUUGAACCCGAGCAAGCUACCUCGCGAUAUCAUAGACCAGCCAAUACAGAAUGAAUCGCUGGGUCGGCUCCUCCUCGACUUUUUCUAUUACUAUGGAUACACGUUCCCCUACAGAACGUCAUAUAUAUCUGUCACUGACGCAAAGUUGGACCUCAAGGAAACCAAAGGCUGGUUCCGUACAGAAUCACCAGAGGCGCUAUCCAUACAGUCGAUGAUUGACCCAGACAGGGACAUUGGCUCAGGAACGACCCGCAUUGAGGCCAUUCGCGUUGCAUUCAGACAGGCUUUCAACACAUUGAACAACUUUCCCUUUACAAUUAGUUCUGCGAACGUCCUUGGCAAUGUUCUCGGCUUCUCAGGAAAAACGAUUGCGCAACGGGAACAUCUCCGUCAGAUGAUUGACAGUGGUGCCUUGCAACGGGCCAUCAAGCCUCCGAAUGCAAGUAGGUCGCGAUACCCUCCUCGGGGCUCAAGAGGCAGAUCUCCCGCAUAUGCCCCACGGGACUAUCUCGCUCCUCCGCCGCAAGCUGAUUAUGGCCACCGCCCAUACUAUGGGCCCCCAUCCCCUGCUUACGAUGACUACUACCGUUAUCCUCCGCCUCAGUACGGCCCGGAACUGCCGCCUCACCCGUACGGCGACUACGGAUAUAAUUCCAGGCCUUCACAUACUGUUUCCAGAGAUGACUAUCGCCGCAACAGACGCCAACGAUAAUGAGCUACCUAUCAAUCAUUCGAUGCAUGGAGUCUUAGCACUUGUAGCAUAUCAUCGAUUUGUUUUUAUAAUGGC